Messenger RNA from Chlorella variabilis, 1776 nucleotides. RefSeq lists its product as hypothetical. Gene Ontology annotation, molecular function: mRNA binding. The transcript has 12 exons. Gene Ontology annotation, cellular component: nuclear outer membrane-endoplasmic reticulum membrane network; endoplasmic reticulum; ribonucleoprotein complex. Bases 1 to 1776 code for a protein of 591 amino acids. Lineage: Eukaryota; Viridiplantae; Chlorophyta; Trebouxiophyceae; Chlorellales; Chlorellaceae. The record is from RefSeq and is a predicted model, not a curated record. Gene Ontology annotation, biological process: intracellular mRNA localization.
AUGUCUUCUGAAGAGGUUACAGUGGAGGCGCCCGCUGCAGCCGAGCCGGAGGAGCAGCAGCCCGCGGAUGGCGAGGAGAGCAAGCCCAAGCUGGCCCCUGGGGAGCGGGUGAAACGUCCCGUGCGCCCUGAUGACACCGAGAUCAAGGCGGCGGUGGAUGUCCUCCAGCAGUCCAUCAUCAAGAACAAGCGGCGCAUCGAGGAGAUCAAGGAGAUAAUCGAUGGGAAGCGUUCGGGCAAGGGGAAGGGCUCCAGCGAGCAGCAGACCGUGAAGAACAAGCUGGCCGAGUUGCGGGGCCAAUUUCAGACGCUGGUGGCUCAGAAGACGCAGCUUCGGUCGCAGCUGGAUUCGGCUUCCAAGGCGCGUGAAAGCGCCCGCGCUUCGAUGAAGGAGCUGCGCGGCAGCAUGAAGUUCACCAAAGUGGAGGACAUUGACACGCACAUCGCUGAGCUGGAGUACCGCAUCCAGCACGACAGCCUGAGCCUGAAUGAGGAGAAGAAAGUGUUGGAACAGAUCAAGGCGCUGAAGAAGAGCCGCAGCACCAUUGGCGAGCUGACCAGCAAGGUGACACAGCUGGAAGCGGACAGCAGCGCGGUGGAUGGGCUGCGGGAUGGCAUCAAGGGCAUCGACGAUGCCAUCGACAAGAUCAAGGCGCAGGAGGAUGUCCUGCGGCAGCAGCUGGCCGACAUGCGGGCCAAGGAGGCGGAGCAGGGCUCCGACAUCCCGGGGCUCAUCCAGGAGCGGGACGAGUGCAGGGAGAUCUGCAAGGCUGCGUACCAGAAGAUCCAGGACCUGCGCGGCGAGCUGGACGGCCAGUGGGCGGCGUACAAGGAGCAGAACGCGCUGUUCCGGGUGCAGCUGCAGGAGGACCGCAAGAAGCGGCAGGAGGAUUACCUGAAGCAGAAGGCGGAGCGCGAUGCGGAGCGCGCGGCGCGGCUGGCCGACCAGGCCCCUGAGCCGUUUGACAAGGAGGUCACGCUGUGCGACCAGCUGACCAGCUACCUGCGCAAGUUUGUGGUGGCGGAGGAGGCGGCUGCAGAGGUGGAGCAGAAGGACCUGUCGGGCGCUUUGGAGGGGUUCAAGCCGUUUGCGAAAAAGCCGAUUGAGGAAGAUGAUGCCUGGCUGCUGGGCGGCAAGAAGGGCGGCAAGGGCAAGGGCAAGAACAAAAAGGAGGAGAAGAAGGCCGCGGGCCCCGAGAAGCUGAGCCACAGCCUGGACAUCCUGGAGGCGUUUGCUACGCUGAAGCUGGAGGUGCCCAUCACCAGCGACAAGGUGGCUCCCCUGCUGGGCGAGGUGGCGGCCAAGAAGGACCACUACCUGCAACGGCGACAGGAGGCAAAGGAGCGCCCCACACCCGCGCAGCCUGCCGCACCCGUCGAGGACGCGCAGGAUGUUGCACCAGAGGCGCCCGCUGAGGGCGCGCCUGCGCCAAAGCCCAAGAAGGGCAGCAAGGCUGAGCCACCCAAGCUGGAUGAUGCAGCCAGCUGGCCCAGCAUUGGCGGCGCGCCCGUGCCGGCUGCUGCCGCUGCCAGCGAGGCAGAGUCGGAGCCAGAGGAGGAGGAGCCAGUAGCCGAGGAGGCCCCUGUGGAGGAGGGCGAGGUCACGCAGGAGCGCUCGGCAGCCUCCGCCGCUGUGGCCGCCGCCGCCGUGGCCGCUGCCGUGGCUGCGGCGGAGGACGAGGGCGAGGCCCCCACCCCCGCUGCCAACGGCGGCCUGGUGUCGGUCAAGCUGUCUGUGGCAGCAGACGGCAGCGUGUUACUCACUCUGGCUGCCUGA